GGGCACCAGCAGAGCCUGGGACAGACAGUCUGGCCCAAACCUUGACUUCUGCGUGCCAGGACUGCAAGCGUGUGACACCAGCAAGGGGGAGCAGCUCCUGGUCUUCAGCUGUCCCGGGAAUGGCCACAGGGACAGACAGCAACUGCCCCAUCUGCCAGGAGACUUGGGAUGACAUGGCUUCAGCUCUGCCCUGUCGCCACCAGUUCUGCCUGGGCUGCAUUCUGCGGUGGGCCACAACGAACCCCUCGUGCCCACUCUGCAGAACACUGAUAGAGACCGUCAGGUUUUCUGAGCGGGGCGAACAGGACUACGUACAGUUUGUCAUCACCUCCCCUGCCGAGCCAGCAGAGACCAGCAGCCAGCCAGGGAGAGCUCCCCAUCACCUGGACCAGAACAGCCUCCAUGGCCCUGUGGUGUCCUCGGCACCUUCUGCACAGGGGACGCUGAUCCCAGCUGAGCAGAGGCCUCCGGAGCCGGAGCCUGUGGGUGGCCUCCUGCCCGAGGUGUGGGCAGGACUGUUCCGACAGCGACAGCACCUGCUGGAGCCCGUGCGGCCCUGGCUGCGCCGCAGGCUGCAGGGAAUAUUCCGGGACCGCUGGUGGCUGGCAGAGGUUGCGGAGAGCUCCAUCCUGCGCGAGCUCUGCCUCCACGGCCCGGAUGCGGCGAUCCUGGUCCUGAGGCUGCAGCACUACCUGGAGGAGCGCACGGCGCCGCUGGUUCGCGGCCUCGUCGGCGUCAUCGCGGGCCGCUGCAGCAAGGAGGCCAAGCGGCGGCUGCGCUCCCGGGACACCGAGGACGACAGCGGCUCCAGCAGCUCCAGCUGCACCGCCUCCCGGGACAGGACUCCUGACCGCGGCCCCGCAGGCUCCGCCGUGCAGGAGGAAGCUGGAACAUCGCAGAGCAGCCUGCAGGAGAGCCACAGCUGCGCCCGCCCUGUGCCCAGCCCCGCAGAGCGGGAGCGGCCCCGGAGGAGCCGGCGGGGGACAGGUCCCUGUGCCCGGGGCUGCGUCUGCAGCUCCCCCCAUCCCGGGCAGGGCACGGACCCCUGGCCCUUUUAAACUCUGCAGUGCCUGGUUAUUUUCUUAUAUUACACUGCAACUCUGGAACUGCAGGGAGUUGUGAUAAGGAGGGCAUUGCAGAUCUGUAUGGGAAUACUUCCCUUGUCUGCCGACUGAAAAACAAUUGCUGUAACUGAACCGAAAGUCUGAUUGGUAAAAUCUAUUUCGAACGAUGCAUUUAAUAAAGUUAUUCGUAAAGC
Oenanthe melanoleuca is the source of this 1258-nucleotide messenger RNA. RefSeq names its product E3 ubiquitin-protein ligase Topors-like. Lineage: Eukaryota; Metazoa; Chordata; Aves; Passeriformes; Muscicapidae. The coding region runs from base 120 to 1058 and encodes 312 amino acids. The transcript has 2 exons. The record is from RefSeq and is a predicted model, not a curated record. Gene Ontology annotation, biological process: protein monoubiquitination; protein polyubiquitination. Gene Ontology annotation, molecular function: ubiquitin protein ligase activity.